CUAAUACAGGCCGUCCAGACGUAACAACGAGAACCCUGUUUAAGUGUUGCAAAUUCAUUCAGCCAAUUUUAGCGUCCACAUUGUUAAGAGCGCUUUAAAACAGUACCGUUCUGUACGCUAACCAAUGCACAACUCGAAGUAAAUUGAAUUUUUAAACACGAAAUUGAUUCACAAUUUGAAUAAAUUACGACCAACAGAAGUUUUGCUUAUUCAACAGCGAAAUAAUUUUAUAAGAAAUAAAUAUGUGUGCAAUGUAAAGAAGGUUUAUGUGAAAUAUAUAUAUAUUUAUAAGUGAAUAAUUACAAACCUUGACAUUAUUUAAAUCUAAUAAAAUACUAAAAUGGCUGUUACAAAUGGCGAUGUCGGUAUUGAGUAAUACGAGAUGACCAGAAAAAGGAGCAAAGGUAGUGAAAGCAACACUGUAAACGACACCAUAGAGCGUCCCAAUUGGUCAAAUGGUUUAGAAUUUCUUAUGUCCUGUAUCUCAAUGUCUGUUGGGCUUGGAAAUGUGUGGCGGUUUCCCUUUACAGCCUAUGAAAAUGGUGGCGGGGCCUUCCUUAUUCCAUAUAUCAUUGUGCUCUUCUUAAUUGGAAAGCCAAUGUAUUAUUUAGAAAUGAUAUUAGGACAGUUCUCAAGUAAGGGAUCUGUGAAAAUUUGGAGUGUAUGCCCUUCAUUCUUAGGCGUUGGAUAUGGCCAAGCAUUGGCAACUAUUUGCAUCAUCACAUAUUAUUCAUCUCUUCUGGCACUGACACUGUACUAUUUAGCUGUUUCCUGUCAAUCGGUGCUACCUUGGACGCAUUGUCGACCUGAAUGGGGAAGUUAUUGUGUGGAUUCCAAUCCGAUUGGGAGAGUUCGGGAUGUCACAACCUUAAAUUCAACGAUUCAACUUCAAAGCAGUUCAGAGAUGUAUUUUUUAAAAGAGGUUAUAAAAGAGAAGGAAGAUAUCUAUGAUGGGCUAGGUGAGCCUGGAUGGAAGUUAACUAUUUCGCUUUUUGUGUCGUGGGUGGUAAUUUUCCUAGUAAUCAUGAGAGGUGUGAAAAGUUCCGGCAAAGCAGCUUAUUUUUUAGCUUUGUUUCCUUAUGUGAUACUCUUCGCGCUUCUAGUACGAGCAGUCACUUUAGAAGGAGCUGUUAAUGGAAUAAUGUUUUUUCUAGAGCCAAACUGGAGUGAAUUACUUAACCCAAAGGUUUGGAAGGAGGCUGUCGUACAAUGUUUUUUCUCGCUGGCAGUUGGGUUUGGGCCUAUCGUUAUGUUUUCCUCCUACAACCGCUUUGACCAUUGCAUUUACAGAGACGCUAUGAUUGUUACAUCGUUGGAUACCUUAACCAGUCUUCUAGCAGGAAUAUCUAUUUUCGGCAUUCUUGGAAACUUAGCUCACAAUCUUCAGAUUACAGACAUUAAAGAUGUCGUAAAAAGUGGAACAGGUCUUGCUUUCAUAUCAUAUCCCGAUGCCAUUGCUAAGUUUCGAGCAGUACCACAAAUGUUUGCAGUACUUUUCUUUUUCAUGUUAUUCGUGCUUGGAGUUGGGUCCAUUGUGGCGUUACAUUGUACUAUUGUUACAGUAAUAUGUGAUCAAUUUAAAUCGCUUCGAUACUGGAAGGUGGCUCUAUUAACAAGCAUUUGUGGAUUUUUGGCGAGCAUAAUAUAUGUUACUCCGGGAGGGCAAUGGAUAUUAAAUUUGGUAGACUACUAUGGUGGAACUUACGUAAUAUUUGGACUAGCUAUUCUAGAGACAGUUGGCAUUUCAUGGAUCUAUGGAAUAAACAGUUUUUGUGAUGAUGUCAAAUUUAUGACGAAAAGGGAAGUCUCUCUCUAUUGGCGGGCAUGUUGGGCUGUCUUAACUCCAAUAUCAAUGAUAAUAAUUUUCGUAUACUCACUGUCGACUAUAAAACCUUUAACUUAUAGUGGAAAGCUAUACCCAAAUUCAGCUAAUGUUUCUGGUUGGAUACUCUUCGCCAUUGGAAUGUCUCAGUUUCCUCUUUGGGCUAUGUGGUAUAUUUGGCUACAUUGGAAUGAAGGCCUAUGGAAGUCAAUUAAAUCAUCUGUAAAAGCAAGUCCCAAAUGGGGUCCAUCAAAUGCCCUUGAUAGAAAGGAGUGGAUAGCAUUCAAAGCGAAAUGUUUGGAGCAACGAUCGGAACGAUCUUCUAACAGUAAACUAUCACAAUUUCGUCAAAAAGUCCAGAACUUUUUCAGGUCGUCUUAAUAAUCUUGACGAUGUAUUUUUAAAUAUUUCCUAAAUUAUUUUCGAGUUUGAAUGAACUUUUACAUAAAAUGUAUUAUUGCCCUUGCCGUUUGAACUAUAGUUUUUACAUUUGUAAAUAAAGUAAUAGUUUUCAUAUUUAUAUGUAUAA
This is a messenger RNA of Ceratitis capitata (Mediterranean fruit fly), 2351 nucleotides long. RefSeq names its product sodium-dependent nutrient amino acid transporter 1. Lineage: Eukaryota; Metazoa; Arthropoda; Insecta; Diptera; Tephritidae. The transcript is spliced from 12 exons. Gene Ontology annotation, biological process: sodium ion transmembrane transport. The coding region runs from base 383 to 2203 and encodes 606 amino acids. Gene Ontology annotation, cellular component: membrane. Gene Ontology annotation, molecular function: L-amino acid transmembrane transporter activity. The record is from RefSeq and is a predicted model, not a curated record.